GGACCAUAGAAUAUGUGACUGACAAUUUAAUUGACCCUGGUUAUUUGACCAAUCAGAAGACAAACACCCACCUCCGUAAUUGUAUAAAUUAUUAAAUCACAAGAAAUUACUGAUCUGAACGUGUUAUUCGCUGACGCUAAACGGUAAUCUCUGAAGCAAUAUGCCUUUCACUCCAGCAAAAGUAGAAAAGUGCGUGCGUUGCGAUAAAUCGGUUUACGCCGCUGAAAGAAUGGAAGCCGGUGGAAAUAUUUGGCACAAACGUUGUUUCUGUUGUUCAAAAUGUGAUAUGCUGCUGAAUUUAAACAAUUAUAAACAGAGUGAUCGAAUUCUCUAUUGUACAAAACAUUUUCAAGCGGAGGUUUUGGCUAAAAAUACUCAAACUCCAAUCUAAUUUCUAAAGUUGAGAAAAAAAAAAGAUGGGCACGGUUACUCAAUCCUCCUCCUUAUUUGACCUCAAAACAACAACGUUCGAACCGUGAAAUUUGCUUUUUGUUUUUAUUAUUAUUAUUGUUAUUAUUACUAGUAAAUUAUAACCCAUUAGAGACGUAUAACUUUUAGUCAGUUAUUAUAUAGUCUUUUUAUAGAUGUACUACUCCAUUUUCUGUUUUUCAAAUUCUUCUAAAUUACAUUUUUUUUAUUGGUAUUUUCUUUUCGUCAAAUCCAUUUCUAGUUGAUAUUUCUUUAUCGAUUAGCCUAUCUUGAUUGUAAUGAUCGAUUGAUGAAAAUUUAUCGUAUCCUUGUUUUUGCAUAUACUUUUCACGGUCAUGUAAUGUCUUUAAUUAAACUAAAUAUAGUUUUUCACUAA
Messenger RNA from Schistosoma turkestanicum, 805 nucleotides. The record is from the annotation of a GenBank genome assembly. Lineage: Eukaryota; Metazoa; Platyhelminthes; Trematoda; Strigeidida; Schistosomatidae.